GUGUAAGCGCCUCUCGGAGGGGAGGGUGAUCGGGCGGCCGUUCUGUUGGCAGAAGGGCAUCUAUUUCCCCAGCAUUCCCCUGCAUCCUCCAUAAUUCCUGUGUCUGUCCUUCUGUCUGGCCAUUCUUCAAGAUCGACAUCAUCUGGAGAGAUCUCGUCUGCGCUGUUUGGCUUUUGUGGGCUUUGAAAUAUGGCAAGCAGCUUUGCAAGGAUUUUAUCCAGUAAAAGGAAGGUGGGCAUCUUGUCGUUGGUCGGUGCGGGGUCUUUGACCGUGGGAUUCUUCCUGAAUAGAGAGCAGCAUGUCAGUGCUGGAGCGAACGUCCGGAGAAUCUAUCCUGCCAGCGCUGAAUAUCCAGAUUUGCGAAAGCACAACAAUUGUAUGGCCAGUCACCUGUCACCUGCUGUAUACGCCAAGCUGUGUGAUAAAGCCACUCCGAAUGGUUACACUUUGGACCAAGCCAUCCAAACAGGUGUGGACAAUCCAGGCCAUCCCUUUAUUAAGACAGUCGGCAUGGUGGCAGGGGAUGAAGAGUCAUACGAGGUCUUUGCUGACCUCUUUAACCCAGUCAUCAAAGAAAGGCACAAUGGUUAUGAUCCCUACAAUAUGAAGCACCCCACAGACCUGGAUGCCAGUAAGAUACGGGGUGGCUUGUUCGAUGAGAAGUACGUGCUGUCGUCAAGAGUCAGGACAGGCAGGAGUAUCCGGGGCCUGAGCCUGCCCCCAGCCUGCACCCGUGCUGAGCGCAGAGAGGUGGAGAGAGUUGUGGUUGAUGCUGUGGGAGGCCUACAGGGUGAUUUGGCUGGCAAAUACUACAGUCUCACUCUAAUGACUGAACAGGAGCAGCAGCAGCUUAUUGAUGAUCAUUUCCUGUUCGAUAAACCUGUGUCACCCCUGCUGACAUGUGCAGGCAUGGCUCGUGACUGGCCCGACGCGAGAGGCAUCUGGCAUAACAAUGAGAAAACCUUCUUGGUGUGGAUCAAUGAGGAAGACCACACUCGUGUGAUCUCCAUGGAGAAGGGGGGCAACAUGAAGAGGGUCUUUGAGCGUUUCUGCAAGGGCCUCCAAGAGGUUGAGAGACUGAUACAGGAGAAAGGUUGGGAAUUCAUGUGGAACAAGCAUCUGGGUUACAUCCUCACCUGCCCAUCAAACCUGGGCACAGGCCUACGAGCCGGUGUCCAUGUUACCCUUCCUCGUCUCAGCAAGGAUCCUCGUUUCCCUAAAAUCCUGGACAACCUGCGGCUCCAGAGGAGAGGGACUGGGGGAGUGGACACAGCAGCUGUUGGAAGCACUUUUGACAUUUCCAAUCUAGACAGGCUGGGCCAAUCAGAGGUCCAACUAGUGCAGACAGUGAUAGAUGGAGUGACCUAUCUUAUUGAGUGUGAGAAGAAAUUGGAGAAAGGCCAAGACAUCAAAAUCCCUGCCCCCGUCAGCCAGUUUAAAUAGACUGGCAGUAACCUCGCCCCUUCUUUGCUCCUCCUUCUCCUGGCUCCUCCCUUCCUCCUGUCUGUCAAUCCUCCUACAAUAUUCUGCUAAUAAUGUUCCAUACAGCAUGCCUCUGUGUGUUACAUCAGUCAUAUACUGCACUCCAGUAUAAAAACAGGAGUGAAUGUAUCGUACUUCAUGAUUGUGUUAAUGUGCCACUGAUGAUUUGUCACAUUGUAACUUACUUGAUUGUGUUGCAAUAAUACUAUUAUAACCAUUGUCAAGAUUGCCUCAGGUUUAAGAGAAUUAAACAGAUGUUUUUUUGUAAAAGAUGAUGACGAUAUAAAUUGCUUAUUGAAGGA
Molecule: messenger RNA, 1784 nt
Organism: Xyrauchen texanus (razorback sucker)
Lineage: Eukaryota; Metazoa; Chordata; Actinopteri; Cypriniformes; Catostomidae
Product: creatine kinase U-type, mitochondrial-like
Exons: 9
Coding region: 190-1443 (417 amino acids)
Biological process (GO): phosphocreatine biosynthetic process
Cellular component (GO): mitochondrion
Molecular function (GO): creatine kinase activity
Source: RefSeq, a predicted model, not a curated record